Molecule: messenger RNA, 3089 nt
Organism: Pelodiscus sinensis (Chinese soft-shelled turtle)
Lineage: Eukaryota; Metazoa; Chordata; Testudines; Trionychidae
Source: RefSeq, a predicted model, not a curated record
AACCAGCAUUAAUGAUCUGGAUCUGUCCCAGACAUUCCAGGCCUGCCAAGUGAGAGCAGCCCCAGGAGCAAGGGGGGCUAAUCCAGGGAGAAGGCAGGCCUACUGGAUCAGCCGCUGUUCCGGGAGAAGACUGGAGUUGAACUCUCCUGAUAGGCUCUAGGUCUGACGAGUGAGAGCUGGCCUGGGAACUAUUGGGAUUUCUUACCUUAUCCUCGAAAAGACUUUCCUAGGAAAAUCCGUGAUUGAACAGUUGCCUUGAUUUAAAUGGGGAUAAAAGGAAAAAUAGCCUAAAAUAGCCUAUCAUAGCUGAGAGGCCUAGGCUAGAUCAUCACACAACUCUAGAAAGAGAGCUGUGCUGGAAAUAAACUGGGCCAAACGAAGAGAGAUUCCAGCAAAUUGUUGAGUUGGAGAAGAGCUGCUGAUAAAAUACAGUGACCUGGAAAUCCCAAAGAUAAACUGAGAUUUGCUGGCGUUCGUAAAGAAAGCUUGGUCAAAACUGAGUGAAAACCAAAGUUUGGAUUAAAUGGUUCAGAUGCCUUUUGGAUUGAAUUGAGAAAUCUGCCCUGGGUAGAGAUACUAACCCGGAGAGACCACAGAUAAGACACCCCUGAAACAGGUUUAAAACUACUGCAGUUUCGUGCUGCUGAGCCUUUGGAAUUAAUCUGGCACCACUCAUCGGAUAUCAGACACUUUACUUCCUACACCAUUUUGGGAUAUAAAGGUGCAAAGAGAAAAUCUGGUUCAGAGUGAACUAAGAAACUUGAACAUAUCCAUUGGAGACUGAUGCUGAGGAAGAGCUGACAUACAAAGGGACAAAGGCCUUAAUACUGCACUGAAAUGGAUGUGUGGUCAAGAGUAGCAGUGUGGAUCCUGUGUGGUUUUCUUCUGCACCAAGGGCAGGGGGAGAGGCCCCCAGGUUCCCAUCUGGAUGAAGCUGCAAUUGCAGAGUUCUGUCGAAUUGAUGAGCCCUUGUGUCACAAUGAAGAUGAGCUGCUCAGCUUCGAAGCGGUCUGUAAUAUCCACAAGCAGAUGGACGAUGACGCCAAUGGCAAUGUGGAUGUAGAGGAGAGUGACGAGUUCCUGCGGGAAGACUUAAAUUACCAUGACCCAACAGUCAAACACAGCACCUUCCAUGGAGAAGAUAAACUCAUCAGUGUGGAAGAUCUGUGGAAGUCAUGGAAAACAUCUGAAGUGUACAACUGGACUGUUGAUGAGGUGGUGCAGUGGCUAAUCACCUAUGUAGAACUGCCACAGUAUGAAGAAACCUUCAGGAAACUGCAGCUGAGUGGCCACGCCAUGCCCAGGUUAGCGAUAAACAAUGCCACCAUGAUGGGAACUGUGCUGAAAAUGACUGAUCGGAGCCACAGGCAGAAGCUGCAGCUGAAAGCCCUGGACACCGUGUUGUUCGGACCUCCUCUCUUAACUCGUCAUAACCACCUAAAGGAUUUCAUGUUGGUGGUGUCCAUUGUCAUUGGAGUGGGGGGCUGCUGGUUUGCCUACAUCCAGAACCGCUACUCGAAGGAGCACCUGAAGAGGAUGAUGAAAGACCUAGAAGGGCUUCACAGAGCGGAGCAGAGUCUGCACGACCUUCAAGAAAGGCUGCAGAAGGCCCAGGAGGAGCACCGCACCGUGGAAGUGGAGAAGGUGCAUCUGGAGAAGAAGCUCCAGGAUGAGAUCAGCAUUGCCAAGCAGGAGGCGCACCGGCUGCGGGAGCUGCGGGAGGGGACGGAGAACGAGCUGAGCAGACAGAAGUACGCUGAGCAGGAGCUGGAGCAGGUCCGCAUGGCGCUGAAGAACGCAGAGAAGGAGCUCGAAUCUCACUGCAGCUGGGCCGCCCCAGAAGCCUUGCAGAAAUGGCUCCAGCUGACCCAUGAAGUGGAGGUCCAGUACUACAACAUCAAGAAGCAGAAUGCAGAGAAGCAGCUGCUGGUGGCCAAAGAGGGGGCUGAAAAAAUUAAAAAGAAGCGAAACACCCUGUUUGGAACGUUUCACGUUGCACACAGCUCCUCCCUAGACGACGUUGAUCAUAAAAUCUUAACUGCAAAGCAAGCCCUGAGCGAAGUGACGGCUGCGCUGCGGGAGCGCCUCCACCGCUGGCAGCAAAUCGAGGUGCUCUGCGGCUUCCAGAUUGUCAACAACCCCGGCAUCCAUGCACUCAUAGCAGCCCUGAACAUCGAUCCCAGCUGGGUGGGCACGCCCCGGCCCAACCCAUCCCACUUCAUCAUGACGGAUGACCUGGACGACCUGGACGAAGAGAUUGUGUCUCCCAUGUCCAUGCAGUACGCGGCCUGGCUUUUGGGGCGCAGGUUCAGUGACCGCUCGUCUAUCUCCUCGGAGGAUCAGUCCCUCUGCAAAUACCCCGGUUUGGUUCUCUUGGUUGUUUUUUUUCACCUACUGGACUAAAAUACAUCCACGAUUUUUCCAACUUUUUGACACACACACUAAUUCACAUGCUCUUCUUCAGUGAGACACGAGCAUCGUUACUAACCUCUGGGCAGAGUCUGCUGGGAUGAAGAAUUUCAUGUUCGCUCCUUCCUCCGCCUUCUGUGUUUGGAGCUUUAAACCCCAGGCUUGAACCGUGGUUUUGCUGAGGGCUUGGAGGGUAACGCUGCUCCCCUCCCGCUCCCUGGAGUCCGUGACAACAGAGCCCCCCUCUUUGGGUGAUUCCGGCUGCUGGGGGAUGUCGCCUACAGCUGGGUCCGUUCUGAUGCCACAUGCAGCUGAAUCUGGUCUAGUGUCUCCUAUUCCCAAGGCCUAGCGUGCUGAGCCCCUGCAGGGAGGGAACGUCUCGAGCGAUUUCCCCGCUUGCCCAGGCCAAUCCUCUCUCCAUUAGAGUGUUGUCACAGUACAGGGCCUGCUGGUGCGUGAGGGAGAAUGUGAAAUACCAUGAAGAUUGGUCUCGACAAUAGAAGCAGUGGGAUAUAGGGAUGUAAGUGGUGCUGCCAGCUCCCUCCCCUCUCUCUGUGCUGCUGCCUCUAUCAGAGGCAGUGAGGAGGGGAUGGGGGGGAACAGUGGAGCCUGCCCUGAAGCUGCCUUUCCCUGUGGCAGGUCUGGGCUGGCUGGGUACAGAGGCUGGGACCCUCAUGGAG